UGUUGACCUGUCAGCGCUGUAGUACAAGCUGUCACUGCUGAUAAUUUGUCUGUCCUUCUGGUCGUUGCAGCUUUCCUUCAGCGACACACCGAGUCAGACGCGCGGGAUAGUUCGUGCUAAACUGUUGCUAGCGGUGUCGGCUAACCGGCGAGCUAACGGCUAAAGUUAGCUAACAAGUUGACAGCUAGCCUGCUAGCUAGCGUUCGACGGUAGCUAGCGGCGUUAGCUAGCUUUCUUGCAGUUAGCUGGCAAGGCUGCUGGCAGUGCGAGGGGAGGAAGCCGCCCACUCCUUCAAAGCAGCAUUCCGGACAAAAGAGUGAACGAUGGAGGCCCAAAGCUCCAGCGGGCUGCUGCUGUCCAGGAAGAGAAGAAGAGAGGGCUCCAAUGGGGAGACUGAGGACGGAGAGAGACUUGGGAAAAUCCCCAGAUGCACAGUGGGAUUGAAGCACCCUGCACCUUUCGCAGAUGAGCUGGUGCCAGCCGAUGGUAAACCCUAUGAGAGAGUCAGCAUGGAUGAGGCCAAGAGGGGCACACCACCUGACAGACCAGUGCGGGUCUAUGCAGAUGGCAUCUUUGAUGUUUUCCACUCAGGUCACGCCAGAGCUCUCAUGCAGGCUAAAUGUCUCUUCCCAAAUACACACCUCAUUGUUGGAGUGUGCAGCGAUGACCUGACCCACAAAUACAAGGGCUUCACAGUGAUGAACGAGGACGAGCGAUACGACGCUAUCAGACAUUGCCGCUACGUGGAUGAGGUGGUGCGGAACGCCCCUUGGACGUUAACGCCAGAGUUCCUUGCAAGACAUCGCAUUGACUUUGUGGCUCAUGACGACAUCCCAUACUCCUCAGCGGGCAGCGAUGACGUGUACAAGCACAUUAAAGAAGCUGGUAUGUUUGCUCCCACCCAGCGGACGGAGGGCAUCUCCACCUCUGACAUCAUCACCCGCAUUGUACGCGACUAUGAUGUCUACGUCAGACGCAACCUGCAGAGAGGGUACACAGCCAAGGAACUUAACGUCAGCUUCAUCAAUGAGAAGAAGUACCACCUGCAGGAGCGUGUGGACAAGGUGAAGAGGAAGGUGCGUGACGUCGAGGAGAAGAGCAAGGAGUUUGUCCAGAAGGUGGAGGAGAAGAGCAUCGACCUCAUCCAGAAAUGGGAGGAGAAGUCCAGGGAGUUCAUCGGAAACUUCUUGCAGAUGUUCGGCCCCGAGGGAGCUCUGAAACACAUGCUGAAGGAGGGGAAAGGCCGCAUGCUGCAGGCCAUCAGCCCCAGGCAGAGCCCCAACAGCAGCCCGGCCCGCGAGGAGCGCUCCCCCUCUCCCACCUUCCGCCUCCCCUUCUUCUCCAAGACCUCCCCGCCCCCCUCGCCUCCCCCCCACCACAGCGGAGCCCGCGGAUACCUCAUCAGCGAGGACGACGACGAAGAAGACGACGAAAACUAGGCCGCUUCCUGAAUCCGUCGGGGUCACAGUUAGCUGAGCUGUCGAGUAGCGUGGCUUUCGUCGAGCUCCUGCUUCAGAGUUUCUUUUUCUGUUUUAUUUCUUUCCCCGUUUAUGGUUUUACUCCGACAUUUAGCACUUCAGCGUUACGGUCACUGUAACAGCCAGGUUCUCCACAGCUCUUGUUUUUAACACUCAACUUUCAUCCUUUUUUUUUUUUUUUUGUCAUUUCUGUGUAAAGGUCAGUAAAAGUUAGCACUAGUCGUCCGAGUUCUUUGAACAUUAGUUCCACUUACCUCUGUCACUUCUGAGUUUGUUAGUCACUCACUGUCACUUAGGAAUAUUUUCAGUCGUUACACUCAGUGCACUCUUCCAUCUGUGACGGUGUUCUUAAGGUUGGCAUUAUAGUGCGGUAGGAGUUUUUGUCUUGGCUUUAGCGAGAGGAUUCGCAGGAUUUCAGUCACUUGUUGAAACUGCGCUUUGUAGUUUUGUUGUGUGAGGCGAGCUGAGGAAUCACGGAGACUCUGUUCAAUAUCUCGGGGGGACGUUUGUCAAAGCAGGUCAAAAAAAAAACGAACUGUGGCUGAGCAGUUGAAUUCUGCUCAUACUAACAAACCUUUUUUUUUAAUAACAGGGAAACUCCAGAUAAUCUGAGCUGAAUGUAAGAGUAGAUGUGUUUUGGGUCUACUCAGCAGCAGCCUUUUCCCACGUUCGUCUGCGUGCCCGCCUGCAUCGGGGCUACGCCUGUCUGUGUAUGUGCAUGCAACGUUUGUGUGUGUGCAAGCUCUUAAGUCGGCAUGUUUGAAAUGUCUUCUGUCAACAUUUUCCAUCUGUUGACAGAUCUGGGUUCAGCUUUGACUUUACUGCGUAUAGUAAUACAGUUGCUUUUAAUUUGUCUGCUGACGAGAAUCAGUCUUUGGAAGACUAACUUCAAACUAGACGCCUUUCAGUGGCGUAAAUGAGCGAAUGACCCGUUUAAAUGUUUAUGUAGAAAUACUUAUUUUUGUAGGUCUCCAUCCCAGUGCUUUCUCAGUCUGAGCAGAGAAUCAACAUGAACAAGGCUGGAGUUAGGGUUUUUUUUUUGUUUGUUUUUGUUUUUGAAAUGCAGAUCUGGGCCUGUAGGGAACUAAUAAUUUCAUAUGACACACGUGUGAUGGUAAUAGAACGCAUUCACGGAGGUUUUCAUCUUUCAAAACAACAGCAGAGAAAUGUCAAAAUGCCCGACCUUUAACAAGAAAGUGUUCAGUUGGAGUCUUAAGCACAAAAUAGGUUUCUUUUGGGUAGCACACUUACACGUUAAAAUACACAAGUCCGUCCCCAAAAAGGCAGGACUUCCCCUAAAAAGCGAACUGCGCACACAGGCUGCAUUAAUCGGUUUAGAGUUGUGUUUCGAUAGACUGGACUAUGCUGCGUCACGUAGGAGUGUGACGGCGUCAGAUCUACUCACUCCAGAUCAACAUUUAUGUAGCUACCUCCUUCCCUGAAUUGAUUCUGUGUCCUACGACGAGCACAAAGUAUGAGGAUUGUUUUUAUUCUUUUCUGAACAGAGCCAUUGUUGCAGCACUGAAGCAAUGUGACUUGGUCAAAUAUUUGACAUUUUCCGGUCUGUGUGUGUGCGUGUGCGUGUGUGUGUGUGUGUAUCCUGCAUCUCCAGUGAUAAAGCAUGUGUUGUGUCUCCUCUGUAACCGAAAAAUGAAACAUCACAGGUGAUCUGAAGAUGUAAUGCAAUACUGUUAGAUAAUAUAAAUGUUAACAGAUGUCGGAUUGAUCUGUUCUGGGCUUGGUUUCCCAAAAGCACUUAUGGUUUCAAUCAGCAACAAAGCCUGCCUCUAUUCUUGUCAGAUUUUAUGGUUGGGAGGGGGAAAAUGACUGCAAAGGACUCCUACGGUUAUUAAACCCUGCUUUUGAUAUUAAAAGUACUGAAGCGGUGUAAUUUGCUGAAGAAAUCCAGCCGACAUUUUGGUGCUAAGCUACUUUCGGGAAGCCUCGCCUUGAUUCUCGUGGAAUCUUUUCCUUUUAAUCGGUGUGAACUUCUCAGUCAGCGCAUGUCCACGUCAAGAGCUCAAGGUGGCAACGACUCGAGUGGCAAGCCAAUAACAGCCACUACUACUAGGAAGCAUACAAAUGUAAAUGUUUUUAACAGCAGUUGUUUUAAUCAUAUGUUAUUUUACUGUUUGGGGUUGUUUUUUUUUUUGUUUAUUUUACGUCCUGGGUGUAGAGGAUGAGCAAGACAGGAAAAAUGUAUUAAAAAUGUGUUGGCCAAAGCA
This is a messenger RNA of Stegastes partitus (bicolor damselfish), 3703 nucleotides long. It is a transcript of the gene pcyt1aa, whose product is annotated as phosphate cytidylyltransferase 1A, choline a. The transcript has 9 exons. Gene Ontology annotation, molecular function: phosphatidylcholine binding; choline-phosphate cytidylyltransferase activity. Lineage: Eukaryota; Metazoa; Chordata; Actinopteri; Pomacentridae. Gene Ontology annotation, cellular component: endoplasmic reticulum. Gene Ontology annotation, biological process: CDP-choline pathway. Bases 324 to 1439 code for a protein of 371 amino acids. The record is from RefSeq and is a predicted model, not a curated record.